Messenger RNA from Condylura cristata (star-nosed mole), 12436 nucleotides. RefSeq names its product plexin A4 (gene PLXNA4). Gene Ontology annotation, biological process: regulation of GTPase activity; positive regulation of axonogenesis; negative regulation of cell adhesion. Gene Ontology annotation, cellular component: semaphorin receptor complex. The record is from RefSeq and is a predicted model, not a curated record. The transcript has 32 exons. Gene Ontology annotation, molecular function: semaphorin receptor activity; protein binding. NCBI's taxonomy places the organism in Eukaryota, Metazoa, Chordata, Mammalia, Eulipotyphla, Talpidae. Bases 495 to 5984 code for a protein of 1829 amino acids.
CGUGCCCGCUUGGCAUCAAGGACAUUCAGCCCGCGGGGGUGGGGACGCAGGGGGGCAGCCCCGCGCCGCCACAGCCGCCCCGAGAGCCGCCGCCGCUCGGGCUCCGUGGCUGCGUGCAGGAAAGGGGUGCUUGGGAUCGAGCCGCAGCUCCCGACCUUUUUGUUGGACAUUCUGCCCACCUCGGACGCCGCCGGAGGAGCUGUCAAGCCCCGCCGACUCUGAUUCGCCCUCCGCUCUCCUCGCCUCCUCCCGGGCUCCCGUGCCUCGGUGGAGUAUUUGCGUUCGGGGCUGGGCUGGAGGAGGCUGCCACACGCGCGCACACGCACACGUUCAGAGGAGGGCGAGAGGCACAGGCACCAUCUGCAGUGUCAAUGCGGCGCUCCCGCUGAAGGAGGCAAACGCGGCGCUGCCAGGGAGCCUCUUCUCCCAGGCCCUGGCCCUCCGGGGAGGCCGCUGUGCCCAGUGCCACCGAGCCGCGAGGACCGCGCCCUGAGAUGAAAGCCAUGCCUUGGAACUGGACUUGCCUGCUGUCCCAUCUCCUGAUGGUGGGGAUGGGCUCCUCCACUCUGCUGCCCCGGCAGCCACCCCCGCCACCCCAAAAGCGUUCUUUUGUCACAUUCCGCGGGGACCCAGCGGAGGGCUUCAACCACCUGGUGGUGGACGAGAGGACAGGGCACAUCUAUUUGGGGGCCGUCAACCGGAUCUACAAGCUCUCCAGUGACCUGAAGGUCUUGGUGACCCACCAGACGGGGCCGGACGAGGACAACCCCAAGUGCUACCCACCCCGCAUCGUCCAGACGUGCAACGAGCCACUGACCACCACCAACAACGUCAACAAAAUGCUCCUGAUUGACUACAAGGAGAACAGGCUGAUCGCCUGCGGAAGCCUGUAUCAAGGCAUCUGUAAGCUCCUGAGGCUGGAAGACCUGUUCAAGCUGGGGGAGCCUUUUCACAAGAAGGAACACUACCUCUCUGGUGUCAACGAGAGUGGCUCCGUUUUUGGCGUGAUCGUAUCCUACAGCAACCUGGACGACAAGCUCUUCAUCGCCACGGCCGUGGACGGGAAGCCGGAGUAUUUCCCAACCAUCUCCAGCAGGAAGCUGACUAAGAACUCCGAGGCGGAUGGCAUGUUCGCGUACGUUUUUCACGAUGAAUUUGUGGCUUCCAUGAUUAAAAUCCCUUCGGACACCUUUACGGUCAUCCCUGACUUCGAUAUCUACUACGUGUAUGGCUUCAGUAGUGGCAACUUUGUCUACUUUUUGACGCUUCAGCCCGAGAUGGUGUCCCCGCCGGGCUCCACCACCAAGGAGCAGGUUUAUACCUCCAAGCUGGUGAGGCUUUGCAAGGAAGACACUGCCUUCAACUCCUACGUGGAGGUGCCCAUUGGCUGUGAGCGCGGGGGGGUGGAGUAUCGCUUGCUGCAGGCUGCCUACCUGUCCAAAGCUGGGGCUCUGCUCGCCCGGACUCUGGGGGUCCGCCCGGAAGAUGAUCUCCUCUUCACUGUCUUCUCCAAAGGCCAGAAGCGGAAAAUGAAAUCUUUGGAUGAGUCGGCCCUGUGCAUCUUCAUCUUGAAGCAGAUCAAUGACCGCAUUAAGGAGCGGCUACAGUCCUGCUACAAGGGUGAGGGCACGCUGGACUUGGCCUGGCUCAAGGUGAAGGACAUACCCUGCAGCAGCGCGCUCCUAACCAUUGACGAUAACUUCUGUGGCCUGGAUAUGAAUGCCCCCCUGGGAGUGUCCGAGAUGGUGCGUGGGAUUCCUGUCUUCACAGAGGACAGGGACCGCAUGACCUCGGUCAUCGCAUACGUCUACAAGAACCACUCUCUGGCCUUCGUGGGCACCAAAAGUGGCAAGCUGAAGAAGAUCCGAGUGGAUGGGCCCAGGGGUAAUGCCCUCCAGUAUGAGACUAUGCAGGUGGUGGAGCCCGGCCCCAUCCUGCGGGACAUGGCUUUCUCCAAGGACCAUGAGCAGCUCUACAUCAUGUCAGAAAGGCAGCUCACCAGAGUCCCUGUGGAGUCCUGUGGACAAUACGAGACCUGCAGCGAGUGCCUCGGCUCUGGCGACCCCCACUGUGGCUGGUGUGUGCUCCACAACACGUGCACCAGGAAGGAGCGCUGCGAGCGGUCCAGGGAGCCCCGCAGGUUUGCCUCGGAGGUGAAGCAGUGCGUCCGGCUGACGGUCCACCCCAGCAACAUCUCCGUGUCUCAGUACAGUGUCUUGCUGGUCCUGGAGACCUACAAUGUCCCGGAGCUGUCAGCGGGCGUCAACUGCACCUUUGAGGACCUGUCAGAGAUGGAUGGGCUAGUGGUAGGCAAUCAGAUCCAGUGCUACUCCCCGGCAGCCAAGGAGAUGCCCCGGAUAAUCACGGAGAAUGGGGACCACCACAUUGUCCAGCUGCAGCUCAAGUCCAAGGAGACAGGCAUGACCUUCGCCAGCACCAGUUUUGUCUUCUACAACUGCAGUGUCCACAAUUCGUGCCUGUCUUGUGUGGAGAGUCCCUACCGCUGCCACUGGUGUAAAUACCGGCACAUGUGCACCCACGACCCCAAGACCUGCUCCUUCCAGGAAGGCCGCGUGAAGAUGCCUGAGGACUGCCCGCAGCUGCUGCGAGUGGACAAGAUCCUAGUGCCCGUGGAGGUGAUCAAGCCCAUCACUCUGAAAGCCAAGAACCUGCCACAGCCGCAGUCCGGCCAGCGUGGGUAUGAAUGCGUCCUCAGCAUCCAGGGCAGCGAGCAGCGGGUACCCGCCCUGCGCUUCAACAGCUCCAGCGUGCAGUGCCAGAACACUUCUUAUUCCUAUGAAGGGAUGGAGAUCAACAACCUGCCUGUGAACUUGACAGUUGUGUGGAAUGGGCACUUCAAUAUCGACAACCCAGCUCAGAACAAAGUUCACCUCUAUAAGUGUGGAGCUAUGCGCGAGAGCUGCGGGCUGUGCCUCAAGGCAGACCCAGCCUUUGAGUGUGGCUGGUGCCAGGGCUUGGGCCAGUGUACCCUGCGGCAACACUGCCCGCUGCAGGAGAGCCAGUGGCUGGAGCUGUCGGGUGCCAAUAGCAAGUGCACAAACCCCCGCAUCACAGAGAUAAUACCAGUGACAGGACCCCGGGAAGGAGGCACCAAGGUCACCAUCCGAGGGGAAAACCUGGGUCUGGAAUUCCGGGACAUCGCCUCCCAUGUCAAGGUGGCCGGUGUGGAGUGCAGCCCUUUGGUGGAUGGCUACAUCCCUGCAGAGCAGAUUGUGUGUGAGAUGGGGGAGGCCAAGCCCAGCCAGCAUGCCGGCUUCGUGGAGAUCUGUGUGGCGGUGUGUCGGCCCGAGUUCAUGGCCCGGUCCUCGCAGCUCUACUACUUCAUGACGCUGACCCUCUCAGACCUGAAGCCCAAUCGGGGGCCCAUGUCGGGAGGCACCCAGGUGACCAUCACAGGCACCAACCUGAAUGCGGGCAGCAACGUGGUGGUGAUGCUCGGGAAGCAACCGUGCCUCUUCCACAGGCGAUCUCCAUCCUACAUCGUCUGCAACACCACGUCCUCAGAAGAGGUGCUGGAGAUGCAGGUGACAGUGCAGGUGGACAGGGCCAGGAUCCACCAUCAGGACCUGUCCUUCCAGUACCUGGAGGAUCCCACGAUCGUGCGCAUCGAGCCAGAGUGGAGCAUCGUCAGUGGAAACACCCCCAUCGCCGUUUGGGGAACAAACCUGGACCUCAUACAGAACCCCCAGAUACGUGCCAAGCAUGGAGGGAAGGAGCACAUCAAUCUCUGUGAGGUUCUGAACGAGACUGAGAUGACCUGCCAGGCUCCAGGCAAGAACCUGAUCCCGCCCGUGGCUGGGGGCAACGUGAAGCUGAACUACACAGUACUGGUCGGGGAAAAGCCGUGCACCGUGACGGUCUCAGAUGUGCAGCUGCUCUGCGAGUCCCCCAACCUCAUCGGCAGGCACAAAGUGAUGGCCCGCGUCGGCGGCAUGGAGUACUCCCCGGGGAUGGUGUACAUCGCCCCGGACAGCCCGCUCAGCCUGCCGGCCAUUGUCAGCAUCGCCGUGGCAGGCGGCCUCCUCAUCAUCUUCAUCGUGGCGGUGCUCAUCGCCUACAAGCGCAAGUCCCGCGAGAGCGACCUCACGCUGAAGCGGCUGCAGAUGCAGAUGGACAACCUGGAGUCCCGCGUGGCCCUGGAGUGCAAGGAAGCCUUCGCCGAGCUCCAGACAGACAUCCAUGAGCUGACCAGUGACCUGGAUGGAGCUGGGAUUCCCUUCCUGGACUAUAGAACCUACACCAUGCGGGUGCUGUUCCCGGGAAUUGAAGACCACCCUGUCCUCCGGGACCUCGAGGUGCCGGGCUACCGGCAGGAGCGGGUGGAGAAAGGCCUGAAGCUCUUCGCCCAGCUCAUCAACAACAAGGUGUUCCUGCUGACCUUCAUCCGCACGCUCGAGCUGCAGCGCAGCUUCUCCAUGCGCGACCGCGGCAACGUGGCCUCGCUCAUCAUGACCGGCCUGCAGGGCCGCCUGGAGUACGCCACGGACGUGCUCAAGCAGCUGCUGGCCGACCUCAUCGACAAGAACCUGGAGAACCGGAACCACCCCAAGCUGCUGCUCAGAAGGACGGAAUCGGUGGCUGAGAAGAUGCUGACCAAUUGGUUCACUUUCCUGCUCUACAAGUUCCUCAAGGAGUGUGCCGGGGAGCCCCUCUUCUCCCUGUUCUGCGCCAUCAAGCAACAGAUGGAGAAGGGCCCCAUCGAUGCCAUCACGGGAGAGGCGCGCUAUUCGCUGAGCGAGGACAAGCUCAUCCGCCAGCAGAUCGACUACAAAACCCUGGUCCUGAGCUGUGUCAACCCCGACAAUGCCAACAGCCCAGAGGUCCCAGUGAAGAUCCUCAACUGCGACACCAUUACCCAGGUCAAGGAGAAGAUUCUAGACGCCAUCUUCAAGAAUGUGCCCUGCUCCCACCGGCCUAAGGCUGCAGAUAUGGACCUGGAGUGGCGGCAAGGCAGCGGGGCAAGGAUGAUCCUGCAGGACGAAGACAUCACCACCAAGAUCGAGAACGACUGGAAGAGACUGAACACGCUGGCCCAUUACCAGGUACCAGAUGGUUCCGUGGUGGCCUUAGUGUCCAAGCAGGUGACCGCAUACAAUGCAGUGAACAACUCCACCGUCUCCAGGACCUCAGUGAGCAAAUAUGAGAACAUGAUCCGGUACACGGGCAGCCCCGACAGCCUCCGCUCCCGCACGCCCAUGAUCACCCCCGAUCUGGAGAGCGGAGUUAAGGUGUGGCACCUGGUGAAGAACCAUGAGCAUGGUGACCAGAAGGAGGGCGACCGGGGGAGCAAGAUGGUGUCUGAAAUCUACCUAACACGCCUGCUGGCCACUAAGGGCACCCUGCAGAAGUUCGUGGAUGACCUGUUUGAGACCAUCUUCAGCACGGCGCACCGCGGCUCAGCCUUGCCGCUGGCCAUCAAGUACAUGUUCGACUUCCUGGAUGAGCAGGCAGACAAGCAUGGCAUCCAUGACCCCCACGUGCGCCACACCUGGAAGAGCAACUGCCUGCCGCUGAGGUUCUGGGUGAACAUGAUCAAGAACCCCCAGUUCGUGUUCGACAUUCACAAGAACAGCAUCACGGACGCAUGCCUGUCGGUGGUGGCCCAGACCUUCAUGGACUCCUGUUCCACGUCGGAGCACCGGCUGGGCAAGGACUCGCCCUCCAACAAGCUGCUGUAUGCCAAGGAUAUCCCUAGCUACAAGAACUGGGUGGAGAGGUACUACUCAGACAUCGGGAAGAUGCCUGCCAUCAGCGACCAGGACAUGAACGCCUAUCUGGCCGAGCAGUCCCGGAUGCACAUGAAUGAGUUCAACACCAUGAGCGCACUCUCAGAGAUCUUCUCCUACGUGGGCAAGUACAGCGAGGAGAUCCUCGGACCUCUGGACCACGAUGACCAGUGCGGGAAGCAGAAACUGGCCUACAAACUAGAACAAGUCAUAACCCUCAUGAGCUUAGACAGCUGAGACCCGUCCUUCCAGGGCCGCCCUGGAGGUGGGGACACACCAAGCCGUGCCUCAGUCUAGAUUAUCAUCUUUACCAAGUGCAAGUUCCCACUGGCAUCUGCAGCACCCCCUGAACAGUGCUUUCCCUCUCCCUCUCUCUGCCCUUUCUGUCUCUCCCUCCUGCCUGGAUACCUUCUCUUUCAGUUGCUCGGCCAACACGAUGGAACCCAGCCACCGACCCUCCGUUCAUCCAGGAUGGGCCCCUGCAGGCACGUGACCCUAAGACCCCGGCAGGGCUGGCUCUCCCAGCGGGUCCUCUGCAUCAGAAGCGGGGCCCGGGCAGGGGUGAGGGACCUUGGCAGAAGGUGCUGCUAUGCUGCUGAUUCACCUCCCCUUCCGGAGAGUGCACCUUUGUCUGAUCCUUGGUCUGGGGAAGACGCAUUGAGCUCAGUAUUAUCCUCACUGGGAAGACGCGCCUGGCUCUCCAUUUCUGGCAGUUGAGUUGGGGGCUGGUCUCUUUGCAACCAUGAGGAGGAGGCCACCCUGCCUGCAGCUGGUGGAGCAGGUGCGAAGGAUCGAAAGGGGCUCUGUGCACGCCUCUCGCGCGUUGAGUUGGUUUCCAGAGGUCUCGCUCCCCUUCGAGUCUUCUAGGAGUCCUUCCUAGUGCCUGGAGGGACCCGCCUGCCUGGUCUCCUCCCCUGCCUAUGGAAAGCAGACAGGAGAUAGAAUAGCAGUUUCAUUCCACCAUGGAGACGCUCCUAACCUCUUAUUCUGGCUCACAGUGGCAGAAGUGUAACAUGGAAGGAGAGCCAAGGGAAGAGAGCUGCAGCUACUCUGAAGGCAGACUUGGUUGUUUGCCAUUCGCCCCCCCGAUGCAGAAGAAUCGCAACUGUGCUCACGGGUCUAAUCCAUUGCCAGGUCCCCCAGGGCUGUCUCGAGCACUCCGUCCUCCUUGGCCAUCGCUCACCCAGGAUCAGCGUAAAAUGCAGAGUGCAUCUAGGAGAUUCUACCUCCGGCCGUCUCCAUGGCUCCAUCCCCACAAGCCUUCCUGAGGACUCCACAGAGGUUGGGGCAGUCUAGCCCUGCACCCCUGCAGAAUCUGGUGCCAUUGCUAUGCAGGUGACUUUGUCACUGGACUGUCCAGAAUCCCUUGGGAAUUAUUUCAUCAACAUCUCAGCUAUAUCUUUAGCCGCUUUCCUCCUUCAAUAGUUGUCACUAAGAGAUCCCCAUAGCACAAGUCCCACAGAGACUAAGGAAGAUGCCAGCCCCACCAGCCCCCUGCUCUUCACCUCCGGGAGGGACCGACACAUCACGCUAAAGGACCAGGCUGGAAAUGAGAGAAGGGACACAGCACAGACCUGGGCCCUGCACCUGGCUCUCCAUCCUCUUCCAUCUGUCUGCCUUGCUAUCUGUGGACACACCGCUUUAGCUAGUCAGGCAGAUGUGUGCUCGCUAGGUGAGGGAAGGGGAGCUGGGGCGAUGGCGAGAGAUGGCCAUUUCCAAGGGACCCUAGACACGUCUGCUCCCGUCUCCCACAGAAGCAGCAGUCUGUGCUGGCAGCGCUGGUAUCCAGUUGUCUGCCACCCUGGAGACGAGAAGAACCAUCUAAGGUGGGGUUGAAGAUGAGGAGUCCACAGUCCGAGCCUCAGUCCCCCCGCCUCUGAGAUCAUCCCCUGCCAUCCACUGAAAACAAGCCCCCCGCAAUAGGGGAAGGAACUAUACCGAUCCAGGGUGCUAUGGAGCACCCCAUUCUCCAGAAUGCUGGCCUCUUUGGAGGGGAACACGUGUGCACCUGUGUGUGUGAGCAUGUAUGUCUGUAGCGGCAGAGAGCCCAGAGUGAGUUCUUGUCCUAGGUAGGAGGAUUUUGAAGUGUUUCCCUUCUCUCGCUUGUCAUUCAUCCUGCAGCUUCAGGGCAUUUCAGUGCUGGCUUUCUCUGCUGAAGGUGGGGAGCUGGAGGGUACAGGGAGAGGCCAGCUCUCCCAGGAAACCAGGGUGGUCACUGGCCCGGGCUUGGACUUGACUGGAGGCCGGGAAGGAGUGACCCACAGGGCAUCACGUGACAUCAAGGUGGACAAAGAGUGGCCGGAAGCCCAAGUCACCUACCCAAGGGAAAGAUGCAUGUCAAGGAAGAGAAUAACCCAAAGUUUUGGCAAGUGAAGUGCGAGAUGAAGGCGCAGGAGUUUCCACCCUUGGUGGUUUUCUUCCUCCCCAGAAUCCCAGGGCCCCUGGCAGCCAGCAAGCACUGCCUCGCUCGUGAAACUAUUUUUGCACAUGUGAGGGUCAGAGAGGAGAGAGACACAGACAUAUUUAACACAGAUUUGCUGAAUGGCAGCUGCGUGUGUGUGAGUGAGUGUGUUUCCAUUUAUUUUUUAAGUUUUGCACAGUUAGAAAAAUAAUGAACAAGCAGAAGAAUAAGACUGUCCUCCCAGGUCUGCGGAAGCGUUUAUUUUUUACUGGAUUAUUAUUAUUGUUAUCGUUCCUUUGUCGGUACAUUUCCCCCCGUGUUUUUGUUAGAAGAGACCCUUCAAACACCUCAGAGAAAUGUCAGGAAGGAGGCGAGGGCACACGUGUCCCUCGCGCUCCUCCCUCCGGGAGAGGUUUUAUUUUCUCGGCUGAGGUGGGGGGGGGGGGUUGCUGGUGCCUUUUUGCCCACACCUCUGGCCUGCCUGGAGGCGCAGAAAUGGAAUGGGGCGAGGAGAAGCACAGCCUGUCUUGCCCGGAAAUAUUCUUGUCCCUUUCCAUGUUUGUUUUCUGUUUCUUCCGUUUGGAUUCUCGGUGCACGUGUGAUAUGUUUGAGUCAAGAUAAGGCAGUGUUGUUCAAAAUGCUGUCCUUUCCCCAAAAUCCUCUUUCCAAACCUUUCCUUGGGAUCCUCCAUCUGCCCCUGGCAGAGCGGAGACGCGGAGAGCUGCCCAAGUGGCAAGGAGGACAGUUCUAGCCAUAGAAGGGGUGUGGGCAGACGGGUCCUGGCCCUGGCGGGUGUGGGGAGGCCCUCCUCUCCGUCACGGCUCACUGGCAGGGUCACCGAUCUGUUGAAGGUGGGACCUUUAUCUGACUCCUUGAGUCCUAGGCACAGAGCAGGAGGAAAUGGCCUUCCCCACCCCCGUGUCCUCCCCUGUGACCACCAGACCACACAGCUGCAAAGAGUUCAUGCGUUCAAAGGGCCGCUGCGUGAGGUGGGAUUUGAAUGCCAGAGGCAAGUGGGCUGAAGGUAGGGAGACGGGGAGCUUUGGGGGGCCCCGCACUUGACCAGACAGAAACUGAGAAGAUAGUUGCAAGCUGGGCACUUCUCCCAAGGACACAAGUCUCCCCAGAGGUGGCCUUUGUCAUUCUAUGUCCCUCAUACCGUGAUCCCGACAUUUCUGGGCACCUUCAGACAGUGUCAUUAAGUGAGGUUGGCUAUUGGGUCAGUUACUUCCUCAGGAAAAUACUUCUUGCCUUCUUCUCUCUGUAGUUUUAAAUUUGGGGACAAGAUAACCUGAGUGCCCCACCCACCAAGGUACGUUCACACUCUAGAGAGACAGAUACCUCGCCCCUCCCCCAAGGGGAGCUGCAGGCCAGGGACUGGGGCCUGAGACCCAAGAGCAAGGCCGUGACCAGAGAGACGUCAUUUUUAAUCCCAACAUUUGAGGUCGCAAAAAACAAGAAGCGGGCAGGGCCGAUUGUGAGGGCCCCGGCCCUGCUCUCACACCCUAGUCCAGGCUGGUGAGAACGUUCCGAUGCUCCAGGUCCCUCUGCUCAUGUCCCCUUUGCAUGUCUGGCCUCUGAGUGUCCCCUCCCUGUCCCUCUCCAACCACCUCCUGCACGCAUAGUCUCUGGCCCCAGGCCUUGUCCCUUGUGGGGUACAGGAGCCGCCCGGCCCCUCUGUAGGCCCUCUAGGAAUGGUGCUGCCUCUCAGAAAGGUGGGUCCCUCCUCAGAGGAGCCACAGCAAUAGUUUUCCAAAUGGCCUCCAGUUAAGAGGCAAGUCCUGCCGAUGUUUCUAGAACCCCUAAACGAUGCUGGGACUAAUCCAAGUAGAGGCUACUGCUCACUUGGACCUAAAAGGAAAGUCCUGAUUUCCAUCUGUCUCCUUCCUCAGGACUAUUCUUUUGUCAUCACGGACUGCAAGUCCGAGACUUAGCCAAGGGAAGGCUAAGGUUAAUUAUCAUUAAUCAGAAGCAAACAUUGCCACCUCAGAGAGCUAAGGAGGCGGGAGAGACAGGAGGUGACCCGCAGGCAGAAGGCCUGGCCCAAAGCACGUCCUUCUUGGGCCUGGCCGCCCUCUCUUCCAGGGAUGGGCCACCCCAUGGUCACCCCAGUCCAAGUCUGAAAGUUCUCUGAGAGGCAUUUCUGUGAAUGGAUACCCUCCAGGGACCAGGGUCCCCCACAAGACCCUGGAGAAGACCCCAGCCCAGGCAGACCCUACAUCCAUGUUCCCAGUCCAUGCAAGGGCCUCCAAGGUUUGGAUGUAAGGUCCAAAUUACUGGGAGGAAAAGCAAAACCCUGUCGCUGUGACGUCCAAGGGGGUGGCGGGAGGCUGGAGGCUGGGGAGGUGCCUCCCCCAUUAUUAAAAAUGGGUCAGGACAUCCCCGGCGUAGAGGGCCAGGGGAAGUGUCCUCCGUGGCUGCUAUAUUCCUGACACUACCACUGAACCUUGGUGGGUAGGAGCCCAAAAUGCCACCCCCUACCCUUGCCGCCACCCCCACAUGGGUGCAGCAAAUGAGCCUUAUUUCACAGGGUGGGAAGGUGACACUGACGAGGCAGCUCUGAGAGACCCCAGGACGCUCGCUACAAGGCUCUUGGUCUGAGUGGCUAAACCCCUCCUGGGGGCAACGCCAGCCCCUCGCUCAGAAAGGAAUUCACAGUAAAAGUUUUGGACAUUCAAGAGAGACUUUAAAAAAAAAUCUUCAAAUUUUUGUUCCCCGAUAAAAUUAUUUUUUUAUUUGGAGGAGUACCCAACUUCGUAAAAUAUAUAGGAUUUGGGGAUUAUAAAAGUAAUACUUAUUAGCGUUCCAAUUUAGAUUCUUUUUCCAGUUCAAUUCUUCGAGCAGGCUGAUGACAACCCGAAGCAAAGCUAAGCGAAAUGGAACAAAAUGCCUAAUGGAUAAAAAGAACUUUCUAUUUGUCUUGGCAGAGAAAGUGAGGUAGGCCCGGGGCCAGGACCCCCCUCCAAUCUCUUCAGUCUUGGUGUCUCAGGGCUGCCUCUGGUGGUGUUGGGUCCCACAAGUUUCUCUCCAGGUUCCCUUCAAAUGUAGAGACGCCCUGUUAGGGAUGGCUCAAGGUGACCCACGUCGCCCCCUGCCCCCAAACACGCAUGCUCAUGGACAUAGACUCAGUCUAUGCAGCUGUUCUUCUACCCAUUUCUUUACCUGGAGUUAGAACUUCUUCUGUUCAUAACUUUGAUCUUCCCACUCAAGCACAUUUUGGAAGGGCUCCUUACAAGAGUAGAACUCAAAACAGAGGACACAGUGACAGAACAAGGCAAAGGACACUCAGAAACUGGGACUGCUCACCCCAGCAGACUGGAGAACAUAGUUCAGGCACCAGACCAGGAUGGGAAAGGGCUCCCCGUGUUCUUCCCGCUCCCUCCCUUGAUGUUCCUGUCUGCUUGUCAGCUCGUCAAACCUUCUGUUCUUGAAAAAGAAAAGCUAGUUUACCUCAAAGAAUCUUGUUUUCAUUUGGAAACCAAUGACUUUGUGUUUUAGAGUGCAUGACCCUCCCUGACACUCCCUGCCUGGGCCCGGGGCCCUUGGGGGUCUGAGGUCCUGCACACUGUGCUGGCUGUGUUGACCAAGAAUGAGACCCCCAGGCCCUGAGAUGGGAAGGGAGGGUUGGAUGCUGCUGCCUUCCUCCUCAUGUUUGCUUGCAGGGACCAGCCUAUCUUGCAGCAAGGUCCUGCCAAGUUACCAUAGCAACCAGCAACUCCAGACUACAAGAGACAAUGGCUCAGUGAGCCAGGUGUGGGGGGAGAGGAGUCUGGCCUGGUCAGAUGACCCAGAGUUAAGUCUCAAAUGCUAGAGGGAGAGGAGAGACAGGAAUGGAGGAAUGGCCCUUGAAGGAGGUGGAGCAGGUCACUCCUGGUCUCCCCACCUUCCGGUCCUGCCGCCCUGUUUCUGUUUCCAUAAAGCUCCUACCUUGAACACUGACCCUUGGUUAAAACAACGCAAACCAACCACAUCUUUAGACAACAGUGUUAUACUGAGCCUCAAAGACAGGUGGAUGAAAUCUAUUCGAGGAAGAGGUGUCUUCUGGUUUUGACUCCUAAAGAAGAGUAUCCUAGUCAGAUUAAAAACAGAUUAAAAAAAAAAGUUUUUAAAAAAGAAACCUAUGCUAUUUAAAUUGGAGCCCAGUUAUAACUUGGUAAAGGCAAGCUUCUGUACCUUUGUUAUAAUUAAUUGUAUACCUGUGUAUGUAAAUAUAAGGCAUUCCUAUUUUGCAGUUCAGAACAAAAAAAAAACCUAUUUGUAAUAUAGAAUAAAGUUUAUUAAAAAAUAA